Messenger RNA from Balearica regulorum gibbericeps (East African grey crowned-crane), 4674 nucleotides. Lineage: Eukaryota; Metazoa; Chordata; Aves; Gruiformes; Gruidae. The record is from RefSeq and is a predicted model, not a curated record.
GUUUCUUUUCUCCAUGGAAAACUCCAAAGCCUAUGAUGGAACGAUGGGAAAAUCAAGGCAGCCCUCAAACAAGCCUAUCUGCUCCAGCUAUGCCACAGAAUAUUCCCUAUCCACCCACUCUUCACAGGAGUUCAUUUCCCGAUUCAACAGAGGCCUUUGAUCCGCGAAAACCUGACCCAUAUGAGCUGUAUGAGAAAUCAAGAGCUAUUUAUGAAAGUAGGCAACAAGUGCUGCCCAGGACUGGUUUUCGAGUGGAUUCCUCUGGUCCCGAUUACAAGGAGCUGGAUGUUCACCUUCGGAGAAUGGAGUCUGGAUUUGGCUUCAGGAUCCUGGGAGGAGAUGAGCCUGGACAGCCUAUUCUCAUUGGAGCAGUAAUUGCCAUGGGGUCAGCAGACCGAGAUGGUCGUCUCCAUCCUGGUGAUGAGCUCGUGUAUGUAGAUGGGAUUCCAGUGGCCGGCAAAACCCACCGAUACGUGAUUGAUCUUAUGCAUAACGCUGCCCGAAAUGGGCAAGUGAAUCUUACUGUGAGGAGAAAGGUGCUACCCACGGGAGAACCGUGCCCAGAGAAUGGCAGAAGCCCAGGCUCGGUGUCUACGCACCACAGUUCUCCAAGAAGUGACUACGCUACUUAUGCUAACAGCAAUCACGCUGUCUCGAGUAGCAAUGCUACACCCCCCGAGGGUUUCACUUCUCACAGCCUGCAGACCAGUGACGUCGUGAUCCACCGCAAGGAGAACGAAGGCUUUGGCUUUGUUAUCAUCAGUUCCCUGAACAGGCCCGAAUCUGGGUCCACAAUAACUGUACCCCAUAAAAUCGGGCGGAUAAUUGAUGGAAGUCCUGCGGAUCGCUGCGCAAAACUUAAAGUUGGAGACCGGAUCUUAGCUGUGAAUGGCCAGUCUAUUAUUAACAUGCCUCAUGCAGAUAUUGUGAAGCUAAUUAAAGAUGCAGGUCUCAGCGUAACUCUUCGCAUCAUUCCUCAGGAGGAGCUGAACAGCCCGGCCUCGGCCCCCAGCUCGGAGAAGCAGAGCCCCAUGGCCCAGCAGCACAGCCCCAUGGCCCAGCAGAGUCCCCUGGCGCAGCAGAGCCCCGUCGCCCAGCACAGCCCCGUCGCCCAGCCACCGCCUCCACAGCCCCUCCAGCUGCAGGGACACGAAAACAGCUAUAGGUCAGAAGUAAAAGCCAGGCAGGAUGUGAAACCUGAUAUCCGGCAACCUCCAUUUACAGACUACAGGCAGUCCUCCACAGACUAUCGACAGCCUCCGCUGGACUACAGGCAUCCUCCGGUGAUGGAUUACCAGCAGCCACCCCCUCUCGACUACAGGCAGCCGCCCUUGAUAGAUUACAGGCAGCAUUCGCCUGACACCAGGCAGUACCCUCUGUCGGAGUACAGGCAGCCCCAGGACUUUGAUUAUUUCACUGUUGAUUUGGAGAAAGGAGCCAAAGGUUUUGGGUUUAGCAUUCGAGGAGGAAGGGAGUACAAAAUGGAUUUGUAUGUGUUGCGGUUAGCAGAAGAUGGACCAGCAAUAAGAAAUGGAAGGAUGAGGGUAGGAGAUCAAAUAAUUGAAAUCAAUGGAGAAAGCACAAGGGACAUGACACAUGCCAGAGCAAUAGAGCUAAUCAAGUCUGGUGGCAGGAGAGUGCGACUCUUGUUGAAACGUGGAACAGGCCAGGUCCCAGAAUAUGACGAACCAAACUCCUGGAGUGCUCCCUCUGCCACCUCCCCAGGUCUGCCGGAAGUAGCUCUUUCCCUCGAUGACAUAAUCUCACCAUUAUCUUCAUCACACAUAGCCCCACCCUCUGACCCUUCUCACCAGAUAAGCCCAGAGGCAACAUGGGAUAUCAAGAGGGAACACGAUGUAAGGAAACCAAAGGAGCUUUCGGUGAACGGUCACAAAAAGAAAAGGUUAGGAGAACAAAGAGAAAGGUCAGCAAGUCCUAAAAAGGUAGACAGGUCAAAGCAUGAAGAGGCUUCUUGGAAAGGAUAUUCAGAAGGCAAAAAUAAGACCACUGAUGGUGGCAGGCCCACCUCAGAAGGCAAAGUGGUGGGACACAGCGUUAUGAUCGAGGCUGGCGCAAGAGAGCACAUGUGUGCUGGAACCAGUGAUGAACAGUUUGGGAGGCUGAGGAAGCCGGAAAGCAAGAGAGGAGGAUCUCUUAGCAAAAAAGAAGAUCACAAAUCCACAAAUACCAGUGAGAAGAAGUCAGCUGCAGCAUCCGACCAUGUCAAGCUUGAUACAGGUGCUACCAAGACGUACAGUAGCAACCGCUGCAGCUCGCCUGGAAGCGAUAUGGACCACAGCCAGAGGGACCCUGACGGGAAACCCAGCGAGUUCCCCAGGAAGGGACAUCUCCACGCCAUUAGCACUCGCAGCACCAACACCACAGUUCGAAAGGCAACAGUCUCCCCAGGGCCGUGGAAAAUCCCUGGCUCAGAUAAGCUACCUAGCGUUCUGAAGUCUGGUACUUCUGCCAUGAGCAGAUAAGCAAGGGACUGUUGCCCUCUAACUGUCUCAAACUGACGCAGAACAUUCUUCUUAGUUUUUGUCUCACCUUGGUUUGUUUUAAUUUAUUUUAACUAUCAAUCACACACAUACACAAAGCAUUGAGGAAUGAAAACGUGUGUAAUUCCAUGACAAAGUGCACAGUAUCUAAUAAGUUCAAGAGCAUAUAGUCAACAUGGAGAUUUAAAAUCGACCCUAAAGUCCCAGUUCCAUUUUAGGGACUUUGGCAGCUAUGGAAGAAACCAAAACAAUAUGAAGGACAGUACAUCAGAGAAGGAUAGUGCAGUGUAGCUUUAGCAUUUUUUUCCCACUGCAUGAAGGACUUGGAUUUCAUUCAAACUUUAUAUCAAGAAACUGGAACAAGUUAGAGCAAUCACAAACUGGAACAUCGCCUUAAAUAAAACUGCACGGAGCAAGCUGAAACCGAGAGAGGAUCUUUUCAUGGAGCUAAAAUGUUGUAAAUAAAUUGUUCUCGACAUAUCUAGACAGGGGUUAAAGGGUUUCUUUGAAGCAUCGUUUGGAACUGUACACCCAUGACACAUCUCCACUGUUAACGCUUUGGGAUAGUCCACGCGAUACCCUGUAGCAUAGUUCACUGGGCGCUACGGGAGGAGUGGGGAAUCUGGUGGAUUAGUUUCUGUGAUACCAUUUCUACUGCCAUUUUUGUGAACAAACCAUGUUUCUGUACAUUGGAAAGGAGUUAGGGUGGAGUUGUAUUUGCAAAUUAUUCUCAAAAGCGAUUUACUACAGGUUCCCCAAAUCCUGCGAGGUAGCACACAAACCAAUUGGUCAGGCUCAAAACCCAGACAUCUGCAAGGCCCUUGCAAUGAAAGGAAGAGUGCUACAGAGAAAAAGCUGCAGUUUCCUUAAGGAAAGGCCUUUCCCUCCUGCAGAAAACAAGAGCUUCACUUAUCAACAGUGCUAUGUUUCACACCCAUCUACAUUUAGUCAGGACACUCGCACCUUUCGUCCCCUCAGUUUGGCAGAGCAGGUGCCUUUCAGGCACACGUUAACAAUAAUUAGACUGGUUUCUGAAAUGCAGUUGUCAGUGUCCUCAUUCAGUAAAUUCAACAUACUUCCAUUUUUUAAAUGGUUUCCAUUUUAUCAUUUCUUCCCUACCUCCAUUUUUUUUGUUUUGUUUUGGUCUUUUUUGUUUUAUCUUUCUUGCUUGUCUGUUUUGAAUUUCAAGCCUUAAGUGCCAGGUAAACAUUCCAGUCUGCCUUCACAGGAAAUAACUCCGAGUUCAGUCAAUCAGUCAUUAACUUGUUUCAAAAAGAUGCGUAUGUGUCUGUGUAAGUGUGCAUAUGCUUAUUUGUCUGUCAAAAUUAAAACAAAAUCCUGGGCAAUAAUACAUUGGUAAUUAAAAAAAAAAAAUCAUAAAGCUAAGUACUGUCAAAAAUUCGUAUUUAAAAAUUAUUGUUCUCUAGCAAUCUUAGUUCCUCACAUGCUCUGCUGAAAAAUUAGAUUGAGAUUGGCUUUGUUCCAAGAAAUUAGCACAUUACUGUAUGUCUCAAACAUUGCACUGGACUGAGAAAUUUGUAGGCAUGUUUCUUCCUGUCCAAUUAUUUGAAAAGCCUCAAGUCAAGGAUUUUGCAGCUUUCAAACAAUUUUUUUUGAAAGAAAAAUCCAUUUAUAAUUUCUAAAAAAGCACAAGUCCAUGUAGCUGUUUAUAAAACUCUUAUUUAAUGGAAAAAAAAAAAAUCUUUAUCCCCUGAACUAGAAUCCAAUAUAAUUUGCCAUUAAUUUAUUGAAUCUGAUUUUGGACAAUGCUUCUGUAGUGUAGAUGCACGUCCCAGUAUCUUAUUUUUAUGUAUAAAUAAAGCAAACAAUGAAAUCUGAAAAACAGUUGAGAUUAUGCUUGCAUAAACUCUAAUUUGCACAGUUCACAGCUACUCCUUGUGCAGUAAUUGCUUUAUGCGGCUGUAAUCGAUAACCUGUGAAGACAGCACAUCAUCUAAACCCCAUUCCAAAUAAUAUUUCUGUGUAGUGUUAGCUGUGAAUUUACCCUGUACAGCUCUAUCUCUAUAAAUAUAAUUCCAUGUAUUAAUAGUCACAGAAAGGCUGUAAGUGAGCAACUAUUUUUAUGAAACGCACCACUAUGGAUAAAUUAACUUUUACAGAAAUCUUGUUUACUGUAUGAUAUUCUAAACCACUGUCAAAUAAAAUAUAUAUC